GUCAAGGGGCAAAGCACAGGAGUGAACAAGAACAUCGAGGUCAAGUUCAAGUUGUAACACUUUAUCAGAUAUUAUUGUAAAAUUCGUGAAAGCAAAAUGCCGUCGAAGCCUCCCUUGAUGGUGCAGCCACGAGGUGUCCGCAGCGGCUGCAAAGCCACACAUCCUGGUCGGAGUCGGCGGAAGAAGAUGAGCCGACGGGAUAUAGUUCUUUUGGUUUCUUCAGUUUUGUGCAGUGCUCAAGCGACAUCAGUCGCUGCGACGUCGUCUACGGCCUCCACUGCUCAAAAGAAAGUCUUUGUAAAGCACCAGACAUCGACUACUUCGCGGAGUAAUAAAGGCAGCAUAUCUGUAGCACGCUUGCUGAGCAUGUCUGGCAGAAAGUAUAGCCGCAAAAUGACUUCUUCGCUUCAACAAGACCGAGAACAACCAACAGAAACAGCUACAGGUGACGACCAAACAAUAGAAGAGGGCUCUAGUACUCUUGCUCGAGCGUUUCAGCGAUUCUCUGAAAUCUACCAUGCAAGAGCACCAGGUGGAUCAAGGAAGCUAACAAAGGAGUCCUCGACAAGUAGUGGUAAGAGUUCCGAUCAACCAGGAGUUCAAAGUCAUGUCUUCCUAGAAGAAUCAGGAAAAGAGCAUUCGAUAUCUUCCAGCAGCAGCAAAUCCUCGCCAACGCCAAGCAGACGAAACCCAUCAGACAACAAGCAAGUAGACGAGAAUCAAAAUACACGAAGUAUUAAUCCAAUGUCUUCAGAUCAUGAUCCAGCUUCAGCUUCAGUAGGUGUGGCUUUCAUACGAAAUCUCUUCGUUCAACAACUUAUCAAUGUGAAACGAACGAUACUUCGAGAAGAUGAAAUGCAGGAUAAGCAGAAAACAACAGGAACAAAUACGACUGCCCAUGAGCAAGAACAAGGACACGGUGGAGAUUCCCAUUCCCUUGUUUCUAGAAAUAAUGGAGCUGUUGACAAGAAAAGUAAUGUGUCGUCAACAUCAUCAGACAACAAAGUAAGCGUUAAGGGGUCUGCAAAAGAUGGAGCCAUCGCAUUUGCACUUCAUGGCGGAUCAUCGGAGAGUGGAUCUGUAGAAGUAGAGCAGGAGAAAAAACGGCUCGUGGAAAAGCGUGGUCGUAGUGGUAGCAUGCAGGGUGGUAGCUCAUCUUCCAGUAGUAAGCGGGGGACCGGCAGCAAGGAUGGUGCUGGUGGUAGUAAGCACAGUGGUAGUUCCUCUUCCAGUAACGAGGACGAGGCAGUAUUACAGCAGAAGCGCAGCAAGGAGGAGGCGCAGUUGGAGGCUGAAGGAGAGGCACAGAUGCAGAGCUUGUACAAGCUUCGGGGUCCGCGUCGUCUCAGGUUGAGUGAUUUCAAGGAACGGACGAACUUCACUCUUCCUGAAGACUUAAGCGUAUGGUGGCACUAAUUGAGAGCGAACGAAUAGCAAAGGGGAUGUCGACAGGUUAUACCCGGUUCAGCAGGAUUUAAUCCUAAUGCUGAUGCAUAGCCUAAGGUCGGCAUUGUUCCCUUGUUGUUGACAUCAUGCUUCUCAAUCAGUGAUGUAGCAUUCAUUGACGCAGAUAGAAUACUCCUCAGACCUAGACAUACCACCUGCAUGGAGCGCCAGCGAUUAUGAGUGGAUGUCGACGUCGUACGUGAAGAAUUUUGACUCGCCAAACCAGGCCUGCUGCUUUUGCAAAGAGGCUUUGUCGAUUGCAGGGAUAGCCAACAGAACAAGAAAAGUAAAUGGAGCAGGUAUGAACUGAACCUCAUUCUGCUUAGCACCUUGAUUAGACAGGUUCUUUUUACAAGUGGAAACAAAUGUCGAUACCGAUGUCGACGUUGAUCAGCAGAUGUUCUUUCACUUGUUGUUCCUUCUUGUGAUACGUAGUAUGCCUCUGUUAGUGUUACCUACAAUGCGCAGAACAAAAUCCACCACGAUCUCUACAACUCUGCACCAGGUAACAUGGUUCCACCAGAACGAUUUUGUAGUGAGACGAUUGAAAACAUGGAGUAUAUCACUGACCACGCUGAAGACAUAAAGUGGCAUGAUCGGCUAAAUGUUACGCUUGAGGCUGAGCUGUUGCAAGAUCUAUGAUGCCGCUGAGUUUUACCCCCCUUGUUAGAUUUAAUGUUUAUUUACCGAACCUUAUAGUCUUAUUAAAUUCAACAGUAUAAUGUCCUUAGUUUUUGUCUCCUCACCUCUUCCUGUCUAUGAAAGAAAACUAAGGCAAGGGACUCGGAUUCACCUACGACAACCUCGUUUUCCCCGCUCCCGCUCCUUCUUCAUACCGAAACGGAAUAACAAUCGACACUUCCCAAGCAGUGCCCAAACCUGGCGCAGCGGUCUGUAAGCAGCGAUGUCACGAAGCUGAUGGUUGUAGCGCAUGGAUGUGGAAUCAGGAUACCACUAUCCCAGAAAUUGGAGUCUGCAAACGAUGGUACGGAGGUAAGGCAGCACUGCUGAAAGAGAAUCGGGACACAUCCUUGAUGUUGGAGCAUGGUGGCGCAACCAUGACCUACACAGCGGGAAGGUGCAUGCCAGCUUUGUCUGGUACUUGGGCAUUCUAUCUUCCUGUUUGAUGAUGAUGUUCAUGUUUCAGCCUACCGACCACAAAAUGUGCAUGAGCUUCGAAAUUUUGGACUCGCCUUCUAGCCACUCACCUUUACCGUCUCCAUUUCCACCACGACAUGACUUGCAUUUGACCAUUAUACCUCCUAAAACAACAACAGCUUUCAGUUGCGGGUUUGGCCCAUGUGCAAAAUUUGUGAAUUGGCAAAACGGCGGUCCAGAAUCAAAGGAAGAGUGGUGUUGGACUCCUGGAAAAUUCUUCAAGCCGACUGUUACGGGUCAAACUUGUUAGUUUUUGAUGAAGUACUUCACGUUUUUAGUUCACCUUCUAAUCGUCCUCUCCCUGCGGCGAACAAGAUUUUGACUACUCCACGUUUUUAGUUCUCUAAUCGUCCUCUCCCUGCGGCGAACAAGACCGUUGGAACCGAGUGGGCGCCGUGUGGUAGUGAGACCGAAUCCAACUGCACAACGAGUUUUUGCGUCAACUACGCGCAAAAUAAUAUGGCAGACGAGUGUCCUAACAGUUGUAACAGUGGAUUCAUCAUGAUCUUUUUGAACGAGUGAGAAGAGAGAAGAUAACCUUGUUGGCCACUCCUGGCACGACAACUCUUUCAGCUUCACUCUUUGAACCCAAAUCCAUCUUCCCACAUCCCCCUCGUCGCACACCAUCCUCCAUUUUCCCCUCUUCAUUCCCCACCUGACCAUCGACGACCCGGAUGAUAAGACGUGUCGGAUGCACGCUGGCAGCCCUUGGACGCUGUACAAUACUGUGGAUAACCUGUUAUCGCGGAUUCCCGAUCGAAGUAUCAUCAAUGAUUACGGCUCGGCGUCGAUAUACCGUUGAUUGUAUCGAUAUCGUAGUGAAUGUCUCACUAUCUGUAUCGAACAUGAAUAUCACUUCCUGUAUCACUAUCCACUUCCACGCUACCUGAAUCAGUAUCACUAUCUGCAGGAUGAUAAUAAAUUGUCCGUUUUUUUACAGUGUGACUCACUGAUGAAGAAGAUCGUCAUCGUCAUACCAUAGGAGGGAUGAUCGAGGCUUACUUUUUCAGUCGGACUAGCACUAGAACAGUACCUUCGUCCUCUAACACCAAGGCUGGUGGCGCGACUACUACUUCUCAAACGGGCGUAAAGAUACGAAACCAAAAGGCUACAUACCGCCAGACGCGGAUGCGCUUAUCAAAUACGGUAGAGCAGCAAUCGAGACGGCCAACAGCUAUCCGUACAGACCCAAGUGGGGAGAGAAGAUGGAGGAUAAUACCAUCCUGUGGUCGCAUAAGGGCGAUCGACGAGUGCCACCGGGCCAUCAGGGUUCUUAGACUCAGUAGGAAGGGGGAGAAACGAAAUGUAGUAGUCGUCGUAGAAUUCGAAACUACUUGUUCCUUCAGUUACAACUAAGUAAGUACGUGUAGAGGAGCUACAAGAUGAUCUUCCCGUUAGAAAUAGAAAAACACUAAAACCUAAUGAUACCGCCUUAAGAAUAUGUAACACCGACGUUCACAUCUAUAGAGAAUAACUCUAGUAGUCCUUUUUGGAGAAUAGUCAAUUUACGAGCUCGCAACCAGCAACCUUUUCGGAGAAAACAUCAACACUAAUUUUCAACAGGUAGAAAGAAAAUUCAACAACUCAACAACACUUUUCCUUUUCGUUUCCCGCAUUACAUCAACACUUAAGCAACUUAGUCCUCGUUUCGUUAGUCUUUUUAGGUUUCAAAAACGAACAGGAAGCAUGCGCAACAUGCUCAAAUCUAAGAAUUACAUAGCUACAUCGCCACGAUUCAUGUAACACGGAUCGAUAUCCUAGAAGAAAUGCAUAGUCACAUUGGAAGAGAAAUCCAUGUUCAUGUUGGCAGUACUCUUUGUAUAGUCCAUCUUGGUGCAGCUGUUGUCAUGUAAACGAUGGUUCACCAAUGUCGUUUCGGAUUCUGUCCAGACGAAGCAAUAGACCAUUGACCACGUUGUCAUGAUACAGAAAGUAGAUCGUACAUGAAAAGUGAUACAAAGAACAGUCGCUUCCGGUAAACUCCUGGCAGGUGGAUAACAACUUGCAGGAGCAUCAGCUGCUGUUUCCACUCUAUUUCAUCUCAAG
Amoebophrya sp. A25 is the source of this 4650-nucleotide messenger RNA. NCBI's taxonomy places the organism in Eukaryota, Dinophyceae, Syndiniales, Amoebophryaceae. The record is from the annotation of a GenBank genome assembly.